Messenger RNA from Schistocerca gregaria, 1563 nucleotides. RefSeq names its product protein shifted-like. NCBI's taxonomy places the organism in Eukaryota, Metazoa, Arthropoda, Insecta, Orthoptera, Acrididae. Gene Ontology annotation, molecular function: signaling receptor binding. Bases 448 to 1419 code for a protein of 323 amino acids. Gene Ontology annotation, cellular component: extracellular region; cell surface. The transcript has 8 exons. The record is from RefSeq and is a predicted model, not a curated record. Gene Ontology annotation, biological process: anatomical structure development.
GACCUUUGUUUUCGUGUAGCCGGCUGGGUUACCGGUGACAAUAGAUUGGACGCACGCGAGCAGAGAUGCAGGGUGAAGUACCAUGUUUUGGUGCGAUUAAUGCAUUGCGCUGUCGAUAACCCUGGCUCUCAGCUGCAAGCUUUGUUUUUUGGUUGUUUCUUUUGGUGAAAGCCACGUUAUAUAAUUCGCAACAAAGCUGGUAGGAGGAUUUUGUGUUUGUGAUAUUCAGUAACAUAGCUUUCUCGUGUCAUGCAAAUGAAGCUGCAUAUGAAUAAAAACCAGUCAGUGUUGAAUUAACAGAAGUCGUAGAUACGGAUUCUUUAAAAACCGCGCCUUAGCAAUGCACCGUUGCAGUCCGCUUGUAUCGGAUGGUGUUACGAGGGAUCGUAUUGUACUCACACAGUAAUUAAAUACGCAGUUUCUCAUGUCUAGAAAGGGUGAUUCAAAAUGCAGAUAACUGUCAUUGCCUUCCUAAUUUCUUUUGUCACCUGUAUACCACGCGGCAAUGACAAUAACAAUGACCUUUCAUUGUGGAUUGACGAACAGCAAGUAAAAAUGUUUAGUGGUUUCUCGAUGGAAAUUUAUGCAAUAGCUAAUGGUAGGGUACUCCCAUACAUAUUGGAUCCAAACUUUGAGAAAUAUCUUCCAAUUAUCCCGUCUGAGGUUGGCUAUGUGAAUUUUACCUGGAAAUCGGGGUCAAAGAAAUAUAUUUACAAUUUCGAUCGAUUACAGUCAUUUGAUGAAGCGAUUUUAGACCCUCCUGUUAUCUCUAUCAAGACAAAGGGCAGAAUACCACGUAGACCUAAAGGUUUCAGUGUCUCCUUGCCAUGCUCAGGAAACAGCUCUGGUAUUGCAGCUUUCGGCAUUGGCCUCAUUAUUGAAAGCCGUAAAGGAAAGCCAUUGCCUGGCACACCUCUUCGUCUUCGAUUACGGAAGGAGUGCGCACAAAGGGGUCCUGACCCAGAGUGUGAUAAGAAGUGUGCAAAUGGUGGCUGGUGCAACCAUGACAAGAUCUGCCAGUGUCCUGAGGGCUACAUGGGACAGCACUGUCAUACAGCCCUCUGCUACCCACAGUGCAUGAAUGGUGGCAGUUGCACCUCUCCUGGCAUAUGCUCAUGCCCAGACGGCUUUCAGGGUCGUCACUGUGAAGGGGGUAUUUGUGCCGAAAAGUGCCUCAAUGGUGGAAAAUGCAUACAGAAGGACACCUGUGAUUGCCCAAAGGGUUUCUAUGGCUUGCGUUGUGAAUUCUCAAAGUGUAUCAUCCCGUGCCUGAAUGGUGGACGCUGUCGUGGGGUGAACAAAUGUCGAUGUCCUCCAGACUUCCGGGGUGAACACUGUGAGGUCGGUCGCCGCUCUUCAUCAGGUGGCUCACACAGUCGAGAAGAAAGAAGGAAAAGACGAUUACGUGGAGCACUUUAAACACCACCAAAUGACUAAAUACUUCAACUGUUUGUUAAAAUUUGUAUUCAUGGGCUGUUAAUCUUCUUGAACAAUUGCCAAACAUGUAAUGAUAAAGGACAUUCUGCAACCAUUGCUUUUUUCCAGUAAAGUUGUUUGAUAUUA